AUGGGGGCUGUUUGUAAGUUCAUCGCCUUUGCCUCUUUAUUCUUCAUCCUAGUUUCAAUCACAACCUUUUGCCUGGAAACGCAUGAGGCUUUCAAUACUAUCAUAAACAAAACUGAGCAGGUUGUCAACGGGACAGAAACUGUGCUACACUAUGAAAUUGAGACAGAUCCUGCCCUGACUUAUGUGGAAGGAGUCUGCGUGGUGUGGUUUACAUUUGAAUUUUUAGUCCGUGUUAUUUUUUCCCCCAACAAAAUUGAAUUCAUCAAAAACCUCUUGAACAUCAUUGACUUUGUGGCCAUCCUGCCCUUUUACCUAGAAGUGGGCCUGAGCGGGCUCUCCUCCAAAGCUGCUAAGGACGUGCUUGGUUUCCUCAGGGUGGUAAGGUUCGUGAGGAUCCUGCGAAUCUUCAAGCUCACCCGGCACUUUGUGGGACUCAGGGUGCUGGGCCACACUCUACGAGCCAGCACCAAUGAAUUUUUGCUGCUGAUAAUAUUCCUUGCACUUGGUGUUUUGAUAUUUGCCACCAUGAUCUACUACGCAGAGCGGGUGGGAGCCCAGCCUAAUGACCCUUCAGCGAGUGAGCACACACAGUUCAAAAAUAUCCCUAUAGGCUUCUGGUGGGCUGUAGUCACCAUGACCACCCUGGGAUAUGGGGAUAUGUGUCCACGGACUUGGUCAGGCAUGCUGGUGGGAGCUCUGUGCGCGCUGGCAGGGGUGCUCACUAUAGCCAUGCCCGUGCCUGUGAUAGUUAACAAUUUUGGGAUGUACUACUCCCUGGCCAUGGCAAAGCAGAAACUGCCAAGGAAGCGGAAGAAGCACAUCCCUCCUGCUCCUCAAUCCAGCUCACCCACCUUCUGCAAGACAGACCUGAACAUGGCCUGCAAUAGCACCCAGGGGGACAUCUGCCUGGGCAAGGACAACCAGCUGAUGGAGCACAACAGAUCAUCAGGUAGGACCCCACUGGAAAUGCAUGUCCUCUGA
Molecule: messenger RNA, 981 nt
Organism: Pterocles gutturalis (yellow-throated sandgrouse)
Lineage: Eukaryota; Metazoa; Chordata; Aves; Pterocliformes; Pteroclidae
Gene: KCNC2
Product: potassium voltage-gated channel, Shaw-related subfamily, member 2
Exons: 2
Coding region: 1-981 (326 amino acids)
Biological process (GO): potassium ion transmembrane transport
Cellular component (GO): neuronal cell body membrane; voltage-gated potassium channel complex; axon
Molecular function (GO): delayed rectifier potassium channel activity
Source: RefSeq, a predicted model, not a curated record